Messenger RNA from Nelumbo nucifera (sacred lotus), 7112 nucleotides. Its product is annotated as Zinc finger C-x8-C-x5-C-x3-H type family protein. Gene Ontology annotation, cellular component: nucleus. Gene Ontology annotation, molecular function: metal ion binding. NCBI's taxonomy places the organism in Eukaryota, Viridiplantae, Streptophyta, Magnoliopsida, Proteales, Nelumbonaceae. The record is from RefSeq and is a predicted model, not a curated record.
CGGAGUUUUGGCUUCACUUUCCAGCCAAAAGAGUUGUUCAAAGACAAAGCAGCAGCAAUAUCCAACCUCAUGGACUCACAACAACUCGAGAUCGGACAAUUGGAGAGGAAUUCCCAAACUCCACAUACAGCAGAUAAGUGCAGCAACAGAAGCUAGAUCUUCCAUGGAGCCACCACCACCACCCUUCCUACACGGCAACAACAACAGGUACGCUCCGAUCCAUCAUAGGUUUUCCGGCGACCGGAAUUUCUACCACCACACCCAACCCCACCCACACCACAACCUUCAACCACCACCGGCUCCGCCACCAAACCCUACUCCGUAUCAUCACCAUUCCCAAUUCCCUUUCCCUAAUUCUCACCCUAUCGAGGAGGACCCCAGAAGACAUGCCUUCGAUGUUGACCGCCCUGCUAGGGUUGUCGAUCGUCUAAUCUUCGAACACCACCGUCACAACCACCUUCCUUUCCCCGAAGAGCAUCCCCGUCUUCGAGGGCCCGAAUUCAACACUUCUGAUGCCUGGGAUCUACAUAGGGUUCCGCCCGAUAACCGCCCCCCGCCACCGCCUCAUCCUCCGGCGGCUUUCCCUGUUGCUUGGGAAAAUGAACCCCAUCACCCUCCCUUCAGCCAUCCCAUGUCUCCGUAUGAUGGCAAUUUCGUUGAUCAAAAUAGAUUUGGAGACGAUCCAGAAGCGGCCGUUGGGUUUAGAGAGUAUUCUGGCAAGGAAUUGAUAUGGGAUCAAAUUAAUCAUCGAGGUAAUGGUAGUGGUAAUGGUCAUGGUGAUUAUUACCGUCAUCAUGUUGCGUUUGAGCCCACCAUGUCGUCUAGGGAUUUUGAGUCUGUGACGACGAGCCAUCAUGGUUCUCGCCACAACUUAGAGUUCAAUAAUGGACGCUCAUGGAAUAGUGGAGGAGGAGCCGAUCUGGAUGCAAACAGGAGAUGGAAGUCGUCGAGGCCACAUUCGAAAGACGUGGGCUCCUAUGCUCAUCACCAUUCGGGAACUGAAAGGGAAAAUACAGAGAUUGUUAGAGAUGAAAAUGGUCGAAUUCUCCCAGAAAAACACUAUACCUACACUUCAAAAAUGGGGAGGUUUAAGAACAGGAUUACCGUGGAAGGUAACCAAGAAAUUAUUCAUACUCCAAAGAAGAAAAUACAAAAGCCAAGCGCUCUAGUUAGGGUUCAGUUAGCAAAUCCUUCCCUUAGGAAAAGGCGAGAUGAACAUUUUGGACCAUCCACAUACUUUGAUGAGUCUAACUCUGGUUCUUUUAGAGGUAAAGGCCCCCUUGUAUUCUCUGAUUAUAGAACAGAAGAAGACAGAGAAGGUAGCCCUGUUGAACUCGAUGUUUCUUUCAAGUCUAAUACUCUAGUGGCCAAAGCUAUUUUGACUCCUCCAAGUUCUGUUGUUAGUUCUGAAGGGACGGGCACCCCAGGGGCUAAGAAGAUGAAGAGUGUCUUGACGCUUGUUUCAGGUUUGUCAAGUUCACGGGUACCUGAGCUCCGUGAGGGAUCGGUAAAUGGAGAUAUUUCUACACAUGGGGCAGAUGCCUCCUCAAGUUCUGAUAAGGCUCCAAUUCUGUCAAAAGAGAAAGUUAAAAAUUCUGGUAUUGGGACAGUGGAUAAUGUUGGUGUGCAGCCUUGUCCAAAUGAGGUCACCUUUUCACUUCAGAACAGUGCAACGAAUGGAACUGAUGAGGCUGUUUCGACAAGAAAUAGUAUUAAUGUUGGUUCUGCUGGGACUUGCACUCCGAAUAGUAAAAAGAAGAAAGCCUGGUCCUCUGAUUCACGUUUAUCAAAUUCAAGGGCGUCUGAUAAGGGACCUGGAAAUGCAGAUAGCUCCACUUGUGGUGUGGAUGCUAUCAUUAGUUCCAACAAGGUUCCAAGGGAGUCAAAAGACAAGGUUCAAGUUUCUGGGACAGAGAAAAAGGAAAAUGUUGGUUCACAAGCUUGUCCAAAUAGGGUAAUUUUAUCACUUGAAAAGGAAGGAUCUUCUAGGGAUACAGUUUCUGUUGUUGAUAGAGUUAAUACUGUUUCUGAUAGGACUUGUAUGCCUAAAACUAAGAAGAAGAGGAGGAAAAUCUUGUCCUCUGUUUCAGAUUUGUCAAAUUCUAGGCCCUCUGAAGUCCAUGAAGAACCUGUAAAUGUGGAUUGGUCCACAUGUGGUGCAGGUGCUGCCUUGAGUUCUGACAAGGGCCCAACAGCGCCCGAAGAGAAAGUUAGAAUUUCUGGCUUGAGAGCAACUGAAGAUGUUGGGAAGCAUUCUUUUCCAAAUCAGGACACUGGGUUGUCUGUGACCGUGAAUAGUGUAGCAGAAGGACCUCAAAAGUCCAUGGUUUCUAUGAGUUGUGUUAAUGUCAUCUAUGAUAAGAAUUCUGCACCUAAACACAAGAAAAAGAAGAAAGUCCUGUCCUCUGUUUCCAGUGCAUCAAGUUUACAGACAUCUGGUGCCCCUGAGGGACCUAAAAACAUUGAUGGCUCUCCCCAAGGUACAAGUAGCACUUUGGGUUCCGACAAAGAUCUAAUGCAGUCCAGAGAGAAAGUUAGUGUUUCUGGCAUUGGGACCGUGAAUGAUGUUGGUUUGCAACUUUCUCCUAAGGAAGCUACUGUGUCACUUGGGCACAACACAUUGGGACAAUCUUCCAUGACUAUGACUUCAGUGAAAGGUGGUGCAAAUGGUGUUUCUGCUAGGGCACUUACAAGAAAGAUGAGGAAGAAAAUGAAAGUCGUAGUCCCUCUUUCUGGAUCAUUAAGUUCGGAGGUAUCUGACAUGAACGAAGGAUUGCCAUGUUCAGGUAGCUCCAACCAUCAUGCUGAGGCCAGCAUGAGUUCUGACACUGGUCUGAGACAUGAACAAGCAGUUACAAUUUCCAGCACUAGAACUGCGGAUGAUUUAGGCUCACAUCCUUGUCCUAAGGAGGCUUUGGUAGAACUUGAGAAUAGUGCAAUAGAAGUACUUCAGGAGGCCAUAGAUACAGUGAGAGGUGAGGGUACAUUUAUUUCAAAUGGAAAAUGUAUAUCGAAGAGUGAUAAGAAGAAGGUCAUGUCCCCUUCUUUGGGUUUGUUAAAUUCACAGGCAUCGGAAAUUGGUGAGGGACCUAUUGUGAAUGGAGAUAGCUCUGCAGGAAAGGUGGGCACUGCAUUGAGUUCUGACAAGGCCCGAACACAUUUAGAACUACAAGUUCCAAUUUCUGGUAUUGGGACUGUUUGUGAUGUUGGCUUGCACUCUUUAAAUGAACCUGGUGCAUCAUGUGGGAACUAUGCAGGAGAAGGGUUUCUGGAGGUUAAAGGUUCAGAGAGUUGUCUCACAAUAAUUGGUUCUGAUGGGACAUGUACACCUAAGAUUAAGUGGAAGAGGAAAGCCAUGGCUCCGCUUUUGAGUUUUCCAAGCUCUCCUGCACCUGAAAUUCACAAGAUAGCCUUAUACACCAAUACCUCUGCCAAUGGUGCAGAUGUUGCUUUGAGUUCUGGGAAAGGUUUAAAGCAGCCAGAACACAUUGAAGUUUCUGGUAAUGGAAUUGUAUGUAAUGUCAGUUUGCAGAAUUGCCAAAAUGGAAGAAAUGUACCUGAGACUAGAGCAGUGGAGGCAUUCUGUGAGCCCAUAGUUUCAGCUGGAGGUGCAUCUAGUGAGAACAUAAGUAAACUGGAUCAACUUAAUGUGGGUUCUAGUUCAGUUGUUGAGGAUUUGGCUGCUCCAAGUACGCAGUCCCCUUCAUCAGUAUUGCAAGGUAGGCAACAAGAAGCUCCUUGUGUGUCCAUGACCAACUGCAAGGAACAUUCUUGCAAAGAUAAUUUUAUGGACAUGGAAAGUGCAAAAGGAAGUGGAGAACAAACUGAAGUUGAUAAAUCAGAUGUAAAUGAUAUGCUUAGUAGAAAGAACAGUGAAGACAUUGCUGCAUUGCAUUCACAGAGUCGGGAAGAAUCGUCUGGAGUGCCUUUAGAACUCCAGGCUUCAGAUUUAGAUCAGAAAUCACCUGGUAGAACAAUAGAGGGUGAUGGUCAAUAUCUUCUGGUGAAAGAUGAAUUGCCCUUUGAGUCCAAUUAUUUAUCUUUAGGUGCAGAGACCCCUGAAGUCUCUACGGGUAAUUCCACUGAUGUGCCAAUGGAGUCGCUUGAUAAUGUUAACAAGGUUGACACCCCAGAAUCUUUUCCUAUGGAUACAGAAUCAGAAAUGUUGAAUGCCAAGCAGUUGCUUAGCCAUGUGUCCAAUGAAAAGGACAUUAGGGGUGAUCAUAAACUUGAUGAGAAGUCAUUGAUAGGUGGUUCCCCUUUAAGUGGUAAUGAUUCAUUUGCUUCUGAGCUUGAACUUAAUGUGAAACCAAAUAAGAAUGUACAGAGUUGUAACUUAAUUACAGAGAAGAAUGUGUUGUUGCCAUCACUGGAAACCAAAAAACUAACACAUAGUCUGAAGCUGAAGGGUGUCGAAUUGAAUGGUAAGAAGUCCCAGCAAACAUCUCAUGUUUUUCCCAGUCGAUCAUCUUUUGUUUUGGGUCCCUUGAAAGAAAUUUCUUAUUCAACUCAUCUUUCAAGGCCACGGACAUGGCGUCGAACAGAUAAUCCUUCUACUUUGGAUGGUAAAAAGUCAUCUCCAAGCACCAGUACUUCACAAAGGCAGUCACCAAGAAAACUUGGAAAGGUUCAGGGCACUUCUUACAUACGCAAGGGUAACAGCCUUGUAAGAAAAUGUGCUCCUUUUGCUGCUCUUCCUCAGGCUUCUCGUAGUUUGAAUAAGGUUUACCGGUUGAAUCCUGUGGGUAAGGAUGAAACGAAGAAUGAUACAGAUUCUGAAUUCAAGGUUGAAAAUGUUGAUCCUCCAAAUAGUUUUAGAACAGGAACAGGCAGAAUGAAUGCUUCUCUCGAGAUUCCCAAAACACCUCCCUUACCACAAAGCACCAAUAUAGCAAACUGCACUAUGAAGUCUUCACGAGAUUGCAUGUCUUCAGCAUUGGCAGAUCCUCUUUCAGAAGAUGGUUCAGAAAAUAUACUGGAUCUUCCCAAACUUGCGGAAAGAGAGGAUACACUCCAGAAUACCAGAGCUUCCGAAACUCAAGCUGGUUCGAGCACAAAUUCUGGAAUUCAAAACAUCUUUAAUGAUGGAAAUUCAAAGUCCUUAUCGAAGAGCAUAAUAUAUGUAAAGCGUAAGUCAAAUCAGUUGGUUGCUGCUGCAAGUCCUGAGCAUUGUGAUCCAUCUAUCCAUGUUGCAGAAAAGAUGCAAUCUUUAUCUUCUUUGAUAUCUUCUGAUUGUUACUACAAAAAGAAAAAGAACCAGCUUAUUCGAAAUGCCACAUCAUCAGGAAGCCAUGCCAAGCUAACAGUUGCUGCCCCCGAGGACAGUUCAAAUUCAGAGGGACAAAGGGUUCAAAAGGUUUCCUCUUCAAAAUGCAGCAGAAAUUUAAGUAAGAAGACACCUUAUAAAGUCUUACAGAAGACAUGUAAACCUUCAAAAUUCUCUUUGGUGUGGACACUACGUGGGGCACAAUCUCCAAGUGAAGAUACUAAUGCAAUGCAACGUCAAAAAGUCUUGCCAUACAUCUUUCCAUGGAAAAGGACAGCAUACUGGAGACAAUUUAUGCAUAGUUCUGCUUCCAUUCCCAAUAUAAGUUCCUUCUCACUGAUCUGUAGGAAACUGCUGCUCUCAAGGAAGAGGGACACAGUUUACACAAGAUGCGGAUUUUCUCUGAGGAAAUCAAAGGUAUUGAGCAUUGGUGGAAAAAAUCUUAAGUGGUCAAAAUCCAUUGAAAAGCACUCCAAGAAAGCUAAUGAGGAAGCUACACUGGCAGUUGUUGCAGUUGAUCGGAAGAAAAGAGAACAGAAGGAUGCUGCUUGCGUUAUGUCCACUGCAAAGAAUAGAAAUCAAUCUUCCCGUAAGUCAGCUCAUAGUAUAGAGCUGCGGCCAGGAGAGCGCAUAUUCCGUAUAGGUUCUAUGCGAUACAAAAUGGAUCCAUCAAGGCACACAUUGCAGAGGAUUGCAGAUGAGAAAUCAAGUGCAGUUGAUCUCCAGUCAGGAAAGAAAGCCACAAAGUCCUUUAUUCCAAGGAGAUUGGUGAUUGGAAAUGAUGAGUAUGUUCGACUUGGAAAUGGUAAUCAGCUUGUAAGAGAUCCAAAAAAACUGAUUCGCAUCCUUGCAAGUGAGAAAAUUCGAUGGAGUUUGCACACUGCUAGAUUGCGCCUGGCUAGAAAACAACAGUAUUGCCAGUUUUUUACAAGAUUUGGUAAAUGCAACAAGGAUAAUGGAAAAUGUCCAUAUAUUCAUGAUCCUAGCAAAAUAGCAGUCUGCACAAAGUUCCUGAAAGGUUUAUGCUCAAAUACUAACUGCAAGUUGACACAUAAGGUCAUUCCAGAAAGAAUGCAGGAUUGUUCUUAUUUCUUGCAAGGAUUGUGUACAAACGAGAAUUGUCCAUAUAGGCAUGUAAACGUUAACCCAGAUGCUUCAGUUUGUGAAGGUUUCCUAAGGGGCUAUUGUGCUGAUGGUAACGAGUGUCGUAAGAAGCACAGCUAUGUCUGCCCUGCGUUUGAAGCAACAGGAAUCUGUCCUCAAAGGUCUAUGUGCAAACUUCAUCACCCAAAAAAUAGAAACAAAGGCAAGAAAAGAAAACGGUCGAAGGAUCAUCAGAACACACGAGGGCGUUACUUUGGAUCCAGAAUUACUGAUGUUUCUGAGCCCAAGCCAGUUGCUUCUGACUUGUCUAGCGCACAGAACAGUGAAGACAUAUUCUUUCUUGAAGGAAAAUUCACAGAUUAUAUCAGCCUUGAUAUUAGUGAUGAAGAGAUGAAGGAAAUUAGUGAUCCAACUGAUACGCAAGCAACCUCUUGCGAGAGCGACCCCUCAGAAUUACCAUUGGAUGAUUCUGAUGAACUUAUUAAACCAAUACGCAUCAUGGUUAAAAAUCGAACUUGACAUAUUCUUUUCCAAUCAUUGCAGCCCAAAAGCUAAGCAUGUGAGCUGUCAUGGGGAAUAUAAUCCAUUGUAAAAAUAAUGCAUAAUUCUACAAAGAGUUCUUUUCUGCCAUUGCAGAAUGUUUUUUUUUUUUUUUUCAGGUCUUUAAUUCCAUGUCUAUUAUGUACAUGAUCACAGAUUCACAAUGAAGACUAAAGAGAGCUCAUUUUUAUACAGUUGUCAA